AUCAAACAGAGGCAUCAUGAUCUCGUUCGUAAAAUGGAGAUGUAUGCAACAGAGAUAGACAAGGUUACCGUUGAGUGUUCUGGGCUUAUGAAUACUAUUGCUUCAGAUACUGAAGUAAAAUCAAAAGAGAAGUUGCUAUCUGCCUUCACAAAAUAUAUGCAGUCUUCAGGAUUUUCAAAGAAUGAUGUUGAUACAUCUGUCAAUCGGGAAGGACAACAGAAACGUCAUGUCACCAAGGAUUUUAAUGUACAUGGAGAUCUUGAGGACCGGAAAUCAAGCGUGAUAUCUCUUGUACAGAUUGUGGCAAAUAAGAUAUAUAAGGGUGUUAAAGUCAAGUUGUUGAAUUUCUUGAAUGAUUCUUCUGUCCAAGUUAGGUGGAUAGAGGAUGAUUUUGAGCAACAUGAUUCAGUUACAUAUGAUGAGUUUGAGGAGCAGAUAGAAAAAUGUGUUCUUGUUUCUAGUUUUGUUAAUGAAAUUUGGGAACUUUUUGGCUCUGAUAUUACUAUGGAGAAUGUGCAGUUUAUCUCUGAAGUAAACUGGCCUUCUCUUUUUCAGGCUUGCCUAUAUUCCUGUAAGAAAUUAAUUGAACAGGUGACUGAGGUUAUUCUACCAGAUAUUAUCAAGUCAGUCAUUUCUUACAAUUCAGAAGUAAUGGAAGCCUUUGGAUUACUAUCCCAAAUUCGGGGGUCCAUUGAUACUGCACUUGAAAAACUUGUGGAGGUCGAAUUGGAGAGGGCUUCCUUGUUGGAGCUUGAAAAGAACUAUUUUGUGAAGGUUGGACUCAUCACAGAGCAGCAGUUAGCUCUUGAAGAAGCUGCGGUUAAGGGUCGGGAUAAUCUGUCCUGGGAAGAAGCUGAGGAGUUAGCAUCCCAAGAAGAAGCUUGCAGAGCCAAAUUAGAUAAACUUCAGAAAACUUGGAAUGAGAAAGAUAUACGAAGUGCUUCUCUGAAAAAGCUAGAAUCUGAUAUUAAAACAUCACUUGCUUCUAGUGGAAGAUUAUUUUCAACUUUAAUAAUCCCUGAGCAGGGCAGUGAGUUGCAUAGCAGGGGAAGCAAGGGUCUUCUUGCAGCUCUUGUGAAGCCAUUUUUUGAGCUGGAAUCAGUUGACCAUGUUUUGUCAUCUUAUGGGGCUUCUUAUUUAGAUGAGUCCGCAAAUAAUGUUGCUGAAACUGUUGCUUCUACUCCUCUGUCUGGCCUGACAUGGAGGUUGACCAGCUUACUCGGGAACCAUUCUUUCUUUAUCUGGAAAAUUGGAAUUCUGGACUCUAUGCUUGAUUUAUGCAUACAUAAUAUAUCAUCUUCUAUUGAUCAAAACUUAGGUUUUGAUCAGCUUUACAAUGUGGUCAAGAAAAAACUUGAGAUUCAUCUGCAGAAUCAUGUCAGCCGGUACUCGAAAGAAAGACUGGCUCCUGCUUUCAUGAUGCAAUUGGAUAAACAGAAUGAGAACAUAGAGCAUACAAGAAAGGAGGCAGAUAAAUUAAGACAUGAUGAUGGACCAGUGAAGAAAGUUCACUAUAUGCUCGAGGAAUGCUGUAAUGCACAUGAGAAUGCUAGGACUGCUAAAUCGGCUAUUUCCCUAAUGAAAAGGCAGGUGAAUGAGCUUACUGAAUCUCUUCGCAAGUCAGUUUUAGAAAUUGUUCAGAUGGAAUGGUUGCAUGACCUUUCCUUGCCCCAUACCCUGAGAAGCAAGGUCUUAUCUCAAAGUAUUCUUGGUAAUGAUAAGUUUUACGUAACAAUCUUAAACUUGAGCAGACCAAAGUUGUUGGAAAAGCUUCAGUCUUCAGUUUCAGCAUUAGCAAAUGUAACAGGGUGCUUACAAGAUUGUGAAAGGACUUCUAUGUCAGUGGAAGGUCAGCUUGAAAGAGCCAUGGGAUGGGCUUGUGCCAGCCCAAGCAUUGUUGGCACUCCUGGAAUUCCCACAGAAUUUCACAAUCAUUUAUUGAGAAGAAAAAAAUUGCUAUGGGUAACUCAAGAGCAGGUGUCUGAUAUUAUCAAGAUUUGCACUUCUGUGGUUGAAUUUGAAGCAUCUAGAGAUGAUAUUCUCCACAUGCCUACAGAGAAAUCUUGUGGAGGGACUAUCAAUAAUGGCAGAUCGUGGCAAAAUGCUUACUUGACUGUUCUAACAAGAUUAGAUGUUGCUUAUCAUUCUUUUACAGGUGCUGAACAAGAGUGGAAGUUAGCAAAGAAUGACAUGGAAGCUGCUGCCAAUAGCUUGUUUUCUGCAACCAGAGAACUCACUGUGGUCUCUGCAAAGGCAAAAUCUGCUUCAGGUGACUUACAAGACAAUAUCACAACUAUGUUUGAUUGUGCAUAUGAAGCUAGUGCGACAUUAUCGGCAUUUGCUUGUGUUUCAAAGGGACAUACUGCUUUGACAUCAGAAUGCGGAUCUAUGCUUGAGGAGGUUCUGGUUAUUACUAGGAGCCUCCAUGAUCUUUAUGGUUUGGGAAAACAAGCUGCUGCAGCACAUAGCGUCCUAAUGGCAGAUCUUGGCAAGGCAAAUGAGAUCCUUAUUCCUCUUGAAGCUUUGCUUUCUACUGAUUUAAUUGCUUUGGCCGAUGCAAUCUCAAAAGACAAGGAAAACAAAUCUUAUAUUCCUCCCAUUCAUGGGCAAGCACUUUACAAGUCAUACUGUUUCAGGCUUAGAGAGGCUUGUCAAUCUGUAGAACAUUUAGUGCCAUCUAUAAUCUGUUCUGUGAAGGACCUACAUUCAAUGUUGACCAAGCUUGGGAGAGCUUCAGGCCUGCAUGCUGGAAAUUUGCAUAAGGCACUUGAAGGUGUUGGUGAGACUGAAUUUGUUAGGUCCCAGGAGCUUGCAUUAUCAAGAUCUGAUUUUUCAGCUGGUGGUGACAGUCUACAAGAUGACAAGGAUAAAAAUUUACUUUUAGGGGGUGAUGGAGGCAAUUUUCAGAGCUUCACUGAGUUAUCUCCACAAGGUGAAGAAUGGAUCUCCCCUCCGGAUUGUACAUACACUAGCAGCUUGGACUCGAGCAUCAGUUCAAGUGAACUUUCUGCAACAAGGCUUGUUGAUACAGCAGAACUCUCAUCUUUUAAUAAUCCUGUAGCAGAUGAUAUGCAUGUUUCAUGCCCAAGUACUCAUUGCCUAGAGAGUGAGGCAGGUGACAAUUCAGUAUCUCAAUUUGCAGUAGAAGAUGGUGUUACUGUUGUUACUACUUCAGUGCCACCUGAUCUACAAGGAAGUAUGCAGACUUUGUCAUCAAAUAAAUCUACAGGUAUCAGCAUUACUAGUUCUAAUAAUGGAGCACUAGCAGAAUUACACAAGAGUAGGUUGCUGUCAUCAUCUUUAAAUGUUAAGGUGUCCAACAUUGAGCGUUGGUAUAAUGUGGUAGAGGAAGGUUCCAGGGACGAAAAGUCUGUGGGAAGUAAAUAUAGGGAAUAUUCUUCAAAGAAGGUUGAGGGGCAUUGGGAAAAUAAUGACAAAGCUUCGUAUACACAUUCUGCAAACUCUGUUACUUGGGAAAAGAACUCUUAUGCCUUGUCUGUUUUGAGACAAGUUGAACUGAAAUUGGAGGGCAGAGAGAAUGACGAGUUCAGGUCCAUGACAAUUUCAGAGCAAGUGGAUUAUCUCCUAAAGCAAGCAACAAGCGUAGACAACUUGUGUAAUAUGUAUGAAGGCUGGACACCAUGGAUCUGAUCUAAUCGGAUGGUAAUUGUACUUUCUGGGAAUCUUUUCAUCACCUAUGGCAUUAUGAUAUAUAACUGGUUUUGUGAUUUUCUUCUCCAUGUGCAAAUCAAGGCUUGUUUGUUUUGGAAACUCAGUUUCCUUUGAAUAUA
This is a messenger RNA of Dioscorea cayenensis subsp. rotundata (Guinea yam), 3791 nucleotides long. RefSeq lists its product as uncharacterized. Bases 34 to 3651 code for a protein of 1205 amino acids. Gene Ontology annotation, cellular component: nucleus. Lineage: Eukaryota; Viridiplantae; Streptophyta; Magnoliopsida; Dioscoreales; Dioscoreaceae. The transcript has 8 exons. Gene Ontology annotation, molecular function: protein binding. The record is from RefSeq and is a predicted model, not a curated record.